CUACUCAAUCUAAAUUUACGGUACUGUAUAUAUCAAAGGUGGUCAGGAAAUAUGAGAUUGAGUAACUCCCACAAACACCCAUAAUAAAAUACAGCCGUGCCCUUCUGGGAGAAGACUGAAUUGCUGCUGCUUGGCUAACUUUCCAGUUUGCUAGUCUACUCUCGACAAUAUGUAUUUUGAUGGUCUAGAUUAUUUGCUUGAUUAUCUGGUUUGUAAAUAAUAUUAGCCCUACAUUCUGGAUAUGGGGAGACACCAUGGAAGGAAGUAUGAUGAAGACACUGUGAGUACUGUAACCUAAUAUUCUGUGAAAACAAUGUCUCUGUCCCCUGCAGUGAGUAGGCUAACAUCAAUCAUGUUAAAUGUAUUUAAAUGUGUUAGUAGUAUUUUUUUUAGGUUUUGUUUACACAUGAAGCCUACAUCAUUAAUUUUAAACUGUGUAAGUUUUCUAGCAUGGUUACUGUUAUGUUCAUGUUAAAUAGGUGUUUGUCCCUUUAAGAGUACACAAGCGUUAUUGGCUAAGGGCGACAUAAACAGGAUAUAAAAUGUAAAAUUAGCCUACGAGACAAAAUGCAAAUAAACAAGCCCAGGGUUAAAAUAUUCCUCACAAUGGAUUCCCCUCUUAUCACUAACAGGAUGGCAGGUACCCUAGUGGUUAGAGUGUUGGACUAGUAACUGACAUGUUGCAAGAUUGAAUCCCUGAGCUGACAAGGUAAAAAUCUGUUGUUCUGCCCCUGAACAAGGCAGUUCCUAGGCCGUCAUUGAAAAUAAGAGAAUACAUUUUUAAAACAGCUACACAACAGGUACCAGUAUGUUUGUGCUAACAUGCCACUCCGCUGCUCCUUGCCAUGACAAGUUUGGCAUAUAACACAAGCUACAAGGAGUAGAAUACCAGCACAAAACAGGUCUGGAUUUCAUGCAAACUCAGAUAUUGUCAGUCAAGGAUGUAUUCCCAUUUACAGUUUUUUUUGUCAACCAUAGUAGCCAAGUUAGUUUUGACUUAAAUCUGCUUGAAAUUCUAUAGCAAGACUUGCAAAUGUUUGUCUAGCCAUUAUCCCCAACAUCUUGACAGAGUUUGAAUAAUUAUGAAAAGAAUAGCGGGCUAAUAUUGCACAAUCCAAGUGUGUAAAGCUCGUAGAGACUUUCCCAUGAAGACUCACAGCCUUAAUCCCUCGCCAAAAGGAGUUUCUAACAUGUAAUACAAUGUGAAGAAAUCCACUGGGUAUGAGUACUUUUACAAGGCACUGUCAUUAGCAUCAGAGGCACCAUAGAUACUAGUGCAAGAACUAUUGAUCAAGCGGACUGUUAGAUUAAAAGUAAGCAGGCAAACAGUGUGAAAUAUUGUGAUUAGUAUAGCUGUACAAUCACAUAUUGUUGCCCAUAAUGAAAAGUGGAUCUUGUAUUCGGUCAAAUGAGAAACCGGAAGUCCUACCACUUGCUCUGUCAGAGUAUUAAAGCUGUGAGAUUGCAUUGAAGUAUUUUGAACGCUAAUGUGGAGUGUACUGACAUUUAAAUCAACAGGGUCACUGAUUGGACAUAAAGGAAUAUAGUUCCUGCAUGGUAGAGUACUUCCUUUAUUAUCAAACUGAUAUUUUGUCCUUUCUGUCAUCCUAUGAACCCUGUUCAUUGCUGCUCGCAGCUAUAUUUGGUAUAGCUGCGAGUAAAAACUUUUAAACUAUUCACAAACCUUAACUUUUUCCACAUUUUGAUUAAAUGUAGAUUUUUGUCACUGGCCUACACAAAAUACCUCAUGAUGUCAGAGUGGAAUUAUGUUUUUAGAAACCUUAACAAAUUAAUUACAUUUGAAAAGCAAAUUUAUUACAUUUGAAAAGCUGAAAAGUCUUGAGUCAAUAAGUAUUCAACCCCUUUGUUAUGGCAAGCUUUCCACCAGACACUGGGAGAUUAAUUCACCUUUGAGCAGGACAAUAAACUAAAAAACAAGGCCAAAUCUACACUGGAGUUGCAUGUUCCUGAGCGGCCGAGUUACAGUUUUGACUUAAAUCUACUUGAAAAUCUAUGGCAACACCUGAAAAUGACUGUCUAGCAAUGACCAACAACCAAUUUGACAGAGCUUGAAGAAUUUUUCAAAUAAUAUUUGGCAAAUGUUGCACAAUCCAGGUGUGGAAAGCUCUUAGAGACUCACAGCUAAUAUUACUGCCAACGGUGCUUCUACAAAGUUUUGUUUCAGGGGUGUGCAUACUCACGUAAAUUAGAUCUUUCUGUUUUUCAUUUUCAAUAAAUUUGCAAACAUUUCUAAAAACAUGUUUUCACUUUGUUGUUAUGGGCUAUUGUGUGUAGAUGGUUGAGGGGGAAAAUAUACAUUUAAUCCAUAUUGAAUUCAGGCUGUAACAUGUGGAAUAAGUCAAGGAGUAUGAAUACUUUCUGAUGGCACGGUACUUGUGAAAAAAAAGUUAUUGAAAAAAACGUAUACGAGAGGGUAGCAACAAGAAGCAAAACACACACCGUCUGCAAUUAUCAGCGGCAUGCAUUGUCAGAAGAUAAAUCCAACAAAGUCAAAGAUACAGCCUUUUUCUGUACACAGCCUUAAUUAAUGUCCUUCGACAUUCUUACUUAAACAUUAUUGUCUCCUUUUUUAGAGUCCAUGACACCACAUGAAGAACAACUAACAUUCAGAAAACUGGUUCAGCUUGCGAAAGGAGACAAAAAAGAUGGCACACAACAAGGGGUCAUCUCUGUCCAAUGCCCGUGGUCGUGAAAUGUAUGUUGGAAGUCAAAUCAGGGAUUCCCUUUCACUUCUGGAUGUUUUGUACGCAAAUGCAUUUGAAGAAGAGGACAUAGACUCCAAAGUAGCUAAGAAGACCGAGGUAGAUUUUUACAGAGGAGCCCCACCUCAAUGGCUUAACUUCUGCUGGGCUGAAAGGGCAACUUCAGCUGAUAAAACAACAACCUUUAUAAAAAGAGACGGGUACACGGAGCUGAUACAAAAUAUUAAGAAACCAUGUAAGGGUGACCUGACUUCUACCAUGAAUCUGAUGUAUCAGCCAGGCAGUGGGGGAACCACUCUGGCCAAGCAGGUUCUCUGGGACAUGAGGAAAACACUGAGGUGUGCUGUUCUAACAGGCCCUACCUCAGAUAUUACUGCUAUCGCCAAGCAGGUGAUUCACCUUUUCACUGCAGGCGGUCAAGGCCACCAGAACACUGUGCUCUUACUGCUGGAAGAUGAGCGUAUUCUGGAGAAUCUGCAGGAUGCCAUCAUCAAAGAGAUUACAGACCGAAACAUUACAACCCACAUGCCUGUGGUCAUCAUUUUAAACUGUGUGCGUAAGGAAGUUAUCAAACAAGAGGACCAUAACAAAUCAAGACAUGUUAUUCUCAGGAUGGAACUUUCUGAAGCAGAGAAAAAACAGUUUGAGGAGAAACAGAUUGAGAUCAGUCGAAGCUACAGCAAUGAACACAAACAGUUUCAUGGCUUUAACAUAAUGCGAGAAAAUUUCAGUGGAGAUUAUGUUAAAGAAACAUGUGCCUUUUUAGAUGUCAGGAAAAAAAGAAGGCCUAAAAAAUCCCAGCUUCUUUCAUUCUUAUCACUGGUGAAUGCCUAUGUCCCUGGAUCCCACCUUCUGGAGUCUCAAUGUCAGGCAUUCCUGGGGCCUCCAGAUCCCAAUUAUGGAGGCCCUUCCUUUGAGCAGCGAAUGGAGCCUUUCAGUCAUCUGAUAGUGACAUUCCCUUCACAACAGGGACAAGACAAACAUGUCCGCAUGGCUCACCCACUGAUUGCACAGCAGUGUGUUAAGGUAUUGGCUACAGCAGGUGUGACCAGGAGUGAUACAGCAAGGAACUUUCUGAUAGACUUUUGUGGAGAAGAGGUGCAGCAACAUUUGAUGCCUGUCAUCAAAGACAUGCUAACUAAGAGGGAAAUCACAGUGGACCAUCAGCAGAAUACAGGACAUGUAUGUGUUUUACAAAACAAGCCAACGAAAAGGGAAAUGGGAGAAGAGAGGAAAGACACGUUUUCCAGGUUGAUUCACGAUAUUGAAGCCAAUGAAAUCAAAAGCAAUUGUGUAUCUGUUUUGCAAUUAGCUUCAGAGAAAAUCACGCAAAACCCAUUUUUUCCUCAAGCUCUUGCUCGUUUCUUUUACCUUAGGAUGGAGGACUAUGGUGUAGCAGAGCAGUGGGCAAAAAUAGCAAAAGACAGAGAUCCUAAGAAUUCAUUUGUUGCUGACACUCUGGGGCAAGUAUACAAGAAACAUUUAAAUAGCAGGGUCCAUGAUCCUUCCAUCUCUGCACAAGACAUCUUGCAACUGGCAGUAAAGGCAUUUGAGGCUUUCAAAGAUGUGGAAAGGGCUGCUGAAAAUGAGCAAGGAGCAGACAUGCAAGAUGAUGGUAUGACAAAAGUUUCACACAUCUUUAACAACAGAGGACUAUUUGGAUAUCUACGGGUUGCCAACAUCGUUUUUGACUCACUUGUCUCUCUUGACAAUAACUGGCAAAAGGUCCUUACCAUGGAAAUAUCCGCUGACUCCUUUUUCAUAUCAAUCAAUCAGCUCUUCAAGUACAAGCCACUCAUCAUCAACCUCAGGGAUGAGGUGGAGAGGAAAUUUGAGUUUUUUGAUGGUUACCUGACGUACUCCAAGCCCAGCAUGAAAAUAAAUGAACCAAAUUACUUUCAGACUGAUGUCAAGAACUGUUACUGCAAAUACGUGGGGACAUGUACACCUAUACACUCAGAGUCUGCAAUAGAUGUACCCCUCCAGAAGCUCAAAGAAGAAAUGGCCAUUACUUUCCCUGGACUGCUUUGCUGUCUUGAUAAGGGCUAUGAUGAAUCUAACUUGAGCCGAAUAACAAAAUUGUGGGAGGAAAUACAAGAAUGUGAAAAAAAGAAAGAUGGUGGUGGUGAGAACAAAGCUGCCCAAAACUUCAUCCUUGCCAACAUCAUCUUAAGCAAAGUUGAAGCAGCAUCUCCAAUGCUUACCCCUUUGCCAAUCCUAAGAAGAACUCUGGAGAGACAUCUAUUGGCCAAUUACAGUAACCAAACCCCCGAGUUUUACCUCUUAGUCCUUUUGCUGUUUUGGCCCGAGGAGCAUAAGAAAAUAGGAUUCAAUAUUGACCUCAAUAAACGUAUUAUUGAGAUGCAAGACUCCUACAACAACACAUACAAGAAGCAUCUUCGCUCAAGGUACCUUCGCCCCCUUAUUUUCCUGGGAAAGGGUGAGGGUUUGAGCAGAUUGGUUCAUAGAUCAAAAAUAGACAACCUAUUCGUAAAGGAGAAUCAAAUGGCAAGGCCAGAGGCAAGGACAGACACUAUCAGUGGUGAGGUGUGGAGAAAACCCAGUGUCCAGGACCUUCUUCUUCCAGUCAAUGGAGUGGUUAGACAGCACAGGGUGUUUGCGCGUGUUGAUGGCAAGGAGAUUGAAGUCUGUGCCGACCAACAAAGCAAAGUUUGGAAGUCUGGAGACGUCUGCUUCUACCUUGGCUUCACCAUUAGAGGUCCUGUGGCCUAUGGCAUACAGUACCCAUCCCAUCACGGACAUUUCUUCCAUUCAGAUAGGAUGACAGGGGAGGUACCUCGUAAAAUGUUGGAAGUACCUGACAUCAAAUCGAUCAAAGACGAGCCCGUGAGAAGCUGCGCAACAUGUGCCAAUGUCAUGGAGUCUACCAACUGGGUUCAGGUUGAACCUGUGGUCAUCAUUGAAGAAGCCCCAAUGUUCAGCAUGUCUCCCGCGGGGCGCUACGAGUGCAGAGUAUCAGGGCUCCGAUGGGUGUGUAAAGACCAUGUCAGUCUGCAGUAUCAAUUCAGCUCCUGGGAACCUCACAGUGCAAUGAUGAAAAGCUUGGGGUACAAGCAAGGAGGCCCCCUAUUGGACGUCACAAUCAUUGCAGGAGAACUGGAAGAAGUACAUCUGCCACAUUUUGCCUGUUUCGGCGAUGAUCCCUCCUUCAAAGAGAAAGUGAGAGUUCUACAUGUAGAAGACUGUGGUGUGUCCGUAAAACAAGUGGAUGAAGUCACCCGCUUCCACGUCAAGAUCCUCCAUCCAACCUUCUCUCCAAAAGGAGUUCUCGUGAGAUCUGGCUUUCCGCUGAAAGUACACUGUGACUUGCUGCUCUACCAGGCCAAGGCCCCAUCUUGGACAGACUCCUGAAGAGAGGAGUCAUCACUGACAAUGGCUACAGUGACGUGAGAUCUGAAAGAACCAAACAGAAGAAGAUGAGGAAGCUCUUUGAUGGGCCCCUGACAGGAUGUGGCCCCAAAGGCAAAGAUAUUUUCUUAGAGAUCCUGAAAGAGCAGGAGCCAUUUCUAAUCAGAGAAUUGAAGGGUGAAUGAGAAGCUGAAUACAUUUGAAGUUUAAUUUUAGGGGAAAGGACACGGAUGACAAGACUCCUAGACAGGGGUUAUCGCUGACGAGGGCUAUGAUAAGUUGAUGGUUAAAUGCACCACCCAGGACCAGAUGAGGACGCUCUACUCAGGACCAACAAAGUUAAGUGGCACCAAAGACACCUUCUAUGUCAUCCUGGAGGAGCUUGUAUCAUCCCUGAUCGAUGAACUAUUAAUUGACAAACCACCUAUAAUCAUUGAUAGGUGAAUGAAGAAGGAGUGGUGAAAUGUUUCUUUAAAAAAGGGCAGAAAUCUGAUGGCAGUUUCACUUUGUUUCUUUGUGUGUUAAUGACUUUGUGAAAAUAAUCACAAAUGUUUAAAAGAAAACACUUUUUAUGGAGGGUUGGAGUUUGAUUAGAAUUGUAUUUAUUUAUUUAGAGACAAGAAAAUAUAUAAAGGAAAGAUUUUAAAUAAAAAUGUAAUGACUUAAUUUAGGCAACUAUGUGAAUGACAAGUCAGUGAUGGUAAGGAAUACCAGUGAUCAGCAUGUCAAUCAAAAUACAAAUAUAUAACAUUGUAAAGCUUUAUUCAACAGCUUAUAACAGCUGUUUCUAUCAUCCGUACUGGGCAGGCGUGUCCUCCCAAGCAUCAAUAUGACAAACUCUUACCAGUGGCUUUGUUUGUGUCUUGUAAAGUAUUGCAUUAAAGCAAACCCUCUGCCACA
This is a messenger RNA of Oncorhynchus kisutch (coho salmon), 6992 nucleotides long. RefSeq names its product sterile alpha motif domain-containing protein 9-like. The record is from RefSeq and is a predicted model, not a curated record. The coding region runs from base 2667 to 6095 and encodes 1142 amino acids. The transcript has 5 exons. Gene Ontology annotation, cellular component: cytoplasm. NCBI's taxonomy places the organism in Eukaryota, Metazoa, Chordata, Actinopteri, Salmoniformes, Salmonidae.